Messenger RNA from Odocoileus virginianus texanus, 3495 nucleotides. The record is from RefSeq and is a predicted model, not a curated record. Lineage: Eukaryota; Metazoa; Chordata; Mammalia; Artiodactyla; Cervidae.
CCUGUGGGCGUGAGUUCUUGUUCUGUCCCUGGGGGGACCGAGAAGGUCCGGUUUGGGAAGUUUUGCAGGCAGGUGCAAACUUACAGUGUUUAAGAAAUGUGAAAGAAAAGGAGUCAAGAAACUGGGGGGAUGGAGUGUGACCUCAACUCCAGAAGAAGGAAGGAAACAGCUCAGAGUGGGGAGUGGAGACCGAAAAGAAGGCAUUAGAGGCUUUCUCUCAAGCUGGGAGGGGUUUUGCUGGGAUUCCUUUGCUAGAUCACUUGAAUUUCCGUUUUCUGAGUUAAUAUCACACUUUGCUGAAACUGGGAAGAAAAGAGGCAGGAUUCCAGCAUUUAGUAACUCAAAUCUGAAUACUAAAUUUUCAUCCAGAGGCAUAUGUACUUAAAAUAUCAAGCCGGUCUGUCAUAGGGGACAGAAUGCGUUUUAAUUUGUAGAUAAUCAGUUAUUGAAAACUGGAUGUGUGUCUUUUUGUUUUUUGAGAUUUCUUGUUGCAAUGUUUUUUGUCUGUCAUUGUGCACAAGGGCUUAAAUUCAAGCUGGAGUAUUUUGUACUCGCCAGUUGCCUAAGCAUCCGGGGGCAGUGUGGAAGGGUCUGUGAAUCAUCAUGAACCAUUUUCACAUGUUUAAGGUUUCUGACCCUUCAUAUAAAAACCUUUAGACUAUGAAAAGAUCCUAUACUAAGUACAAUUUCACCUUUAUACUUUACAGUUUACAUAAUAAUUUUUAUAUCUAUUAUCUUAUUCACCAUUAACCAAAAUUUGGCACAGUCCAUGGGAGAAGCUCCAUUUUAUUGAGGAGGAAAUUGGGGCUGGAAGAGUUUGUAAGUUUCCACAUGUGUAAACAGAGGAUGAGAUUAUUUUAAUGCUUGAAAUUUACAUAAUGCUUCUUUGGUCUACAUUUUUCUUUCCACUGAUUCUCCCAAAGACCCUGAUAGGUUGAGCUGGUAACAUGAUUCCAGUUUUACAGAUAAAAAACAAGGGCUAUGAUCUGGCAGAACUAAUAAGCCCUGGGAGGGGGGCUCCCAGGGCUGGGCUCUGUCUCCUCUGUCCCAGCCUUGUAGCACCAGGUCAGAUUUUCAUUCAAAAGACAAUUAGGAAGAUGGUUUGCCGUGGGAAAAAAUUAAAUAUAGAUUAUUAAAGUGAAAGGGGAAAAAAUAAACUUAUUUUGUGCUUCUCCCUUUUGGCACUUUUGUCCUGUGAAAAAACAGUACUAAAAGCACCCUUAAAAGGUUUUAGAGAAAAGAGAUUAAAAAUUAGAAACUUGAGUCUUCUUGGAUUAUCUGUAGGACUGUUGGAGAACACUGUUGGAUGAAGGACAUGGCAUGGGAAUUGAGAUGGGAAAAACAAAACUGAAAACGGGCUGUGGUUUAGAGUCUCAAACUGAAAUUUAAGGUGCAAGACAGAAAAGUUAAAUCCAACAAUUUGGUACAUAGUUUUAGGCCCUAUUGAAUGACCUUGCGUUUUAAGAACUAUUUUUGGAAAGGAACAUUUCAAACUGAGUGGCGGGAUUUGGGCAAAAGUCAGGAAUUUGGCUACUUCCCAUCGCCACAUCUGAUCUCCUGGAAGGCUGUGCAGAUACAAGGAUGGGUCGCUCUUCAUCCCUUGGCAACGGAUGUUACUGGAAAUAUUGCGAAAGACCCAGCCAGGAGCAGGCAAGGGCUCGACCCAGGGACCACGAGCUGAUAUCGCGAGCUUCCGGACGCCUAAGCCAGAAGUCGCGCAUCCCGCGGGGCCGGGCUGCGAUCGAGACGAGUUGGAGAAGGCGGAGGAGGAGCCGGGAAUCCCGCCGCACCGGCAGUAGCCAGGCUCCCGGCGCGGGCCUCACAGAGCGCGUGAAGGCGGGCAGCCCCUCGCCCUAGCCGGCCAUCCCGUGCCCCUGCGUCCCUGUGCUUCGGCGCCCACGCGGCCACCAUGAUGCAAAUUUGCGACACCUACAACCAGAAGCACUCGCUCUUUAACGCCAUGAAUCGCUUCAUCGGCGCCGUGAACAACAUGGACCAGACGGUGAUGGUGCCCAGUCUGCUGCGCGACGUGCCGCUGGCCGAGCCCGAGCUGGACAACGACGUCGGCGUGGAGGUAGGCGGCAGCGGCGGCUGCCUGGAGGAGCGCACGCCCCCGGCCCCCAGCCCGGGCAGCGCCAAUGGCAGCUUUUUCGCGCCCACCCGGGACAUGUACAGCCACUACGUGCUGCUCAAGUCCAUCCGCAACGACAUCGAGUGGGGAGUCCUACACCAGCCGCCGGCGGCAGGGAGCGAGGAGGGGAGCGCCUGGAAGUCCAAGGACAUCCUGGUGGACCUGAGCAACCUGGAGGGCGCGGACGCCGGCGAGGAGGACCUGGAACAGCAGUUCCACUACCACCUGCGAGGGCUGCACACUGUGCUCUCCAAACUCACGCGCAAAGCCAACAUCCUCACUAACAGAUACAAGCAGGAGAUCGGCUUCAGCAAUUGGGGGCACUGAGGCGGGUCGCCCGCGGCUGUCCCGCACCCUUCCUGGUCCCAUCUCUCACCCUCUCUCUUUCCUUAAAGCUAUUUUCUUUCUGGCUCUAGGGCGCGAUGGGCGGACUGCAAAGUUGGGGGGCUGCGUACAUGCUGGGGGCGCAGCAGGGCAGCAUGGAGGAAGGGGCUUCUUUGGCGAGAGCAGAGAGGAAAGUGGUGGCCAAAGAGGUGGGAUAGUGCUCAAGGACUUCCUUCUCUCCCCCGGCGGGGUCGGGCGGAGGUGGGGGAAUGAGGGGGCUGUGUUCUACUUUGGUGGGAAUGGGCCUGAGUUGACGCCCUGCAUUCAGUCUGUGCCUUUCCUGGAGUUUCUUUUCUUUCCGGAGGAGAAGGGCCGAGAAUAGGCCAUUCCGGGGCGCGGCGCUGGGUUGCCACACUUGGGAGCGCUGCCCGGAGCUGAGCGCUGGGGAAGGCGGGGCGAUUGCGCAGCCUCCCGCCGCCCUGCCGUUGGGCUGGUGGAGGCAGCAGUGUUGCUAAGGUUGCAUCAGUUUUCCGGUAACAGUGGCCCCGUCCUAAGUAUUUCGAAUCUCCUCCUUGCUCUGAAACUUCGGCGAUUCCAUUGUGAUAGGCGCACAAACAGCACUGUGUCGGUAACCGGUACUAGUUUAUUAAUGAUUUUCUGUUACACUGUAUAGUUGUCCUGUGGCACCUCUAUCCCAUCCCUUUCACACCACCCCCACCCCAGUAUGUGUAAGCUGGCACGGUGCCAGCUUGUAGGAAGCUUGCCACUUGGUGAAAAUAAUAACAUUGUUAUGAGAAAGUGGACUUACCCAAGAUGGAACCAACUGACAUUCUAUCCAUGUUGUACAUAGAAUGAUGAAGGGUUCCACUGUUGUUAUAUGUCUUAAAUUUAUUUAAAACUUUUUUAAUCCAGAUGUAGACUAUAUUCUAAAAAAUAAAAAAAAGCAAAUGUGUUAACGAAACUUGACAAAAGUUUGUUGCUUUCUAAUCUGCCAAUGAAUGGCUUAGUCGUUAAAUAAAAAUAAACUUUUUUUUUUUUUA